This is a messenger RNA of Chaetomium globosum CBS 148.51, 1227 nucleotides long. RefSeq lists its product as uncharacterized. The record is from RefSeq and is a predicted model, not a curated record. NCBI's taxonomy places the organism in Eukaryota, Fungi, Ascomycota, Sordariomycetes, Sordariales, Chaetomiaceae. Bases 1 to 1227 code for a protein of 408 amino acids. The transcript is spliced from 2 exons.
AUGUCUCCGGCGAUGCAAAUGACAGGGCAGCACGCCCCAUACACACCUAGGUCAGACGCCAUGGAUCGUCACGAUUAUGGCAUUACCAAGAAUAGGAAGACGGCCUCCACAGGUGGUGGACGAGCGUGGAGUGAAGAUGAGGAAGCUUAUCUUCUCCAAACACGAAUGCAAAAGAUGCCGUAUAAGCACAUCGCCGCCUACCUGAAGAAGACCGAACUCGCAUGUCGCCUUCAUUACCACCAACUCAGCCACGGCAGCAACCGGCGCAAGCGGACCACUUCCAUGUCAUCGGGUUCUUCGAACAGCCACUCUCCAAUCCUGCAUGCCUCGAUACCCUCGCCGAUCCACGAGCACGGCGGCGCGCCUAGCCGGUCUGUUUCCCCUCCCGAUUCGGCCUAUAGCGCGAUAAGUCCAGGCGGCAUCCAGCUCCCCAGCAUCAUGUCAGCAACCGCUUCCACCAGCACCUCACCACGCCUCCCCACCAUCCUACCCAAACCUGCUUCCAUGAAUCUUGCCAUGUCGUCCAUGAACGGCUCCAACUCCACGGGCACCUCCCCGACCGCAUCGCGCGGCUAUCCCACCCCCCUCCACGACACUCACCCGCCCAACAUGGCACCCAUGAACUCAACUGGGUACCGCGGCGGCGCGCCCAACCCCCCCGCGCGCGGCACCACCGCCGGCCCCCUCCGCCUCGACUGCUCCGCGCUACCCCCUCCUCCCUCAACCAACGGCCUCCCCGCCCCGCCCGGCUUCGCCGCAAGCCACCCCGUGGACAUGGCCCGCCUCACCGCCGUCUACAACGCCCACCGCGCAUCCUUCUGGGCCGCCGUCGCCGCCGACUACGGCCCCGGCGCCAACCCCCUCGUCCUCGAACAGGCCUGGCGCGGCACCUCCUCCGCCACUGCCCCCGGGUGCCCCCCAUCCGGCAGCGCCAGCGCCGCCGCGAGCAUGGGCAUCGCCGCGCAGACGCCGAUUACCCCGGUGGGUAGUCCGGAUGAUCAGAUCUACUCGGCCGGUGUGGUGCAUCAUCACCAUGCCGCUGCGCAUGGGCAUGGGCAGCAGCAGCAGCAGCAUAUGCAUCAUGGACAUGGUGGUAUGGGUAAGCCGGAUAAGACAAGGAUCAGUGCCAUUUUGGGGAUUGAUGCGAAUCCGAGGAGUCCGAGUGAGAGGGAGAUGGUGAGGAGGAUUGAGGAGGAGAGGGGGGCGGUGGGGGUGGGGAUGGCUUGA